AUCAGUGACCAGGAAUCCUUUAGGGAAGUUAUUACGGCAAUGGAAGUAAUGCAGUUCAGCAAGGAGGAAGUUCGGGAAGUUCUGAGGCUGCUCGCUGGGAUACUACAUCUUGGGAACAUAGAAUUUAUCACUGCUGGUGGGGCGCAGGUUUCCUUCAAAACAGCUUUGGGCAGGUCUGCAGAGUUACUUGGGCUGGACCCAACACAGCUCACGGAUGCUCUGACCCAGAGAUCGAUGUUCCUCAGGGGAGAAGAGAUCCUGACGCCUCUCAAUGUUCAACAGGCAGUAGACAGCAGAGACUCCUUGGCCAUGGCACUUUAUGCACGCUGCUUCGAGUGGAUGAUCAUGAAGAUCAAUAGCAGGAUCAAAGGCAAAGAUGACUUCAAAUCUAUUGGCAUCCUCGACAUCUUUGGAUUUGAAAACUUCGAGGUUAAUCGCUUUGAGCAGUUCAAUAUAAACUAUGCAAAUGAGAAACUUCAGGAAUACUUUAACAAGCAUAUUUUUUCUUUGGAGCAACUAGAAUAUAGCAGGGAAGGAUUAGUGUGGGAAGAUAUUGACUGGAUAGACAAUGGAGAAUGCCUUGACUUGAUUGAGAAGAAACUUGGCCUCCUGGCCCUUAUCAAUGAAGAAAGCCAUUUUCCUCAAGCUACAGACAGCACCUUAUUAGAGAAGUUACACAACCAACAUGCUAAUAACCACUUUUAUGUGAAGCCCAGAGUUGCGCUCAACAAUUUUGGAGUGAAACACUACGCUGGAGAGGUACAGUACGAUGUCCGAGGUAUCUUGGAGAAGAACAGAGAUACCUUUAGAGAUGACCUUCUCAACUUGCUAAGAGAGAGCCGGUUUGACUUCAUCUAUGACCUGUUUGAGCAUGUUUCAAGCCGCAACAACCAGGACACCUUGAAAUGUGGCAGCAAACAUCGGCGGCCCACAGUCAGCUCACAGUUCAAGGACUCACUGCAUUCCUUAAUGGCAACGCUAAGCUCCUCUAAUCCUUUCUUUGUUCGCUGUAUCAAACCAAACAUGCAAAAG
Molecule: messenger RNA, 1032 nt
Organism: Galeopterus variegatus (Sunda flying lemur)
Lineage: Eukaryota; Metazoa; Chordata; Mammalia; Dermoptera; Cynocephalidae
Product: unconventional myosin-X-like
Exons: 11
Cellular component (GO): myosin complex
Molecular function (GO): ATP binding; cytoskeletal motor activity
Source: RefSeq, a predicted model, not a curated record